Molecule: messenger RNA, 789 nt
Organism: Caenorhabditis bovis
Lineage: Eukaryota; Metazoa; Nematoda; Chromadorea; Rhabditida; Rhabditidae
Source: the annotation of a GenBank genome assembly
AUGAACGACGAUGACCAAUUCGAGCAAUUUCUUCUGCCAGUCGAAGGCGGAAAAGUGGAAAAUGAUGAAAUGAUCAGCGGUGGAGUGCUUCCUGUCGAUUCGCCGACUAGACGAUUAGGGACGAUUCUCAACGUGCAAAAUCCGAAAAUUCCUGAAUCGCCCGACAUGAAGUUUGCGAGGAAGCGACUAGGAAAUUUGCUCACAAAUAUCAAGCAUCUACCAAGCGAUGCGGCGAAUCAAAUCAACGACGAGAGUUUAAUGGAUGAGCCGGAGAAACGGCCGCCGGGUCGUCCGAGGAAAAUAAUGCGAACAGAAGAUCCCAGCGAUUAUGGAAAUGCCUAUGACAAUAAAACCGCGAAUAAUCAAUAUAUUUGCUUUGAGUUGCGCGGAAAGCCGUUUGGAAUGCUCGACGGACGAAUGGACUCGGAAUAUCAGUUGGCAAGGGCGUGGAUGCGCGGAAAAUUGAAUCCGGAAGAGCCGAUGAGCAAUUCGAAGCGACAAGAAUUUGCGCCAAACUUGCCCGUGGAAUAUUUGGCGUGUCGUGAAAUAACCGCGAUGCCAAAACCGAUGGCCACACCGAACGACGAUCUACCAAUUGUUCCACUGGAGAAAGAUGAGUUUGACAAAACGGUGAACCCGCUCGAUAAGCAGGCAAUAAUUGCCGAGUACACGAGGCACUGGAAAGCGGUGAAGAAGGGAUGGAUCACGCAUCAGAGAAAGCGCGAGGCCAAAUAUUCAAGGAGUGUUGAAUUGCUCACUAAAAUUUACAAUCCUCAAGUGAUUUACUAA